CAGGAAUAGUGAAUCACUUGCCCAAAGAGGAACACCCAAGAAAGGCGAACAGGUGGAAGUGUGGCAUCGAGCCCGGCGAGAGGGUCACACCCGUGCGAACAAAGCAUUCGUGCCAUGGCGUGGUUCGGUGAGAAUGGUCGAGGCACACGUGGAGCUGAGCAUGCCACGAUGGAUGCCUUGGAUUCAUUGCAACAGGAGAUGGAAUCUGCCUUCGCUCGCCUCAACGCCAAGCUCUCGCACCUGCGCUUGACGCUGCCGGAUGGCCUCCCAAGCAGCCCGAUAGACUCGGCACCCCCAUUGGGCCCGAGCAAAGACGAGAAGGAGCAGGGUUCGAAGCAGGCAGAGCUGGAAGAAGAGCCUCCCGCUUUGAGGCCCUACCUUCGCAGCGCUGAUGCCCAUGAUGAAACCCGCUAUGCCUCGGCGGCCGUACGCCGGAGUACCCGCCAUGAGAGCGACACGGUGUAUCGCUUAAGGGGUCGAUGGAUGCAGCUUUCGACGCAUUGCGCCUUCUUCACCCGCGCGAUCGGCUUUGGAGACAUCAGGAAGUCCCUUCUGAAUCGGACGAUGUCGAAGACGAAGUCUGAGGGGGAGAUUGCCAGAAGGCUUGAAUCUCUUCCCUUCCUCUCCAGGCCUUUGAACCCAGAGAGCACCUUCCGCAUUUGUUGGGAUCUGGCAAGCUUGGUCUUGCUGCUGGUUGAUGCGAUUGUGCUGCCCCUCUCGAUUGCCUGGUAUUGGGACAUGGGCUUCGGCCGAGUGAGCAGCUACAUUUUGUCCAUCUCCGUGGGAGUUAGUGUCCUGGAGGACAUCAUUCUCAACCUCAAUACAGCGGUAUAUAUCAAGGGGCAGCUCGUGCAUGAUCGCUCGGCGAUUCUGAAGCGAUAUUUGUCCACAUGGUUUGUGUUGGACAUCAGCCUUGUCUCUUUGGAUUACCUGAACAUGGCGCAGGACUUGAACCUCAGCUGGCUGCGCUUCGGCCGCAUCUUCCGGGCCUUCCGCAUGCUGCGGCUCUUGAAGAUGACGAAGCUGGAUGAGAUCAUUCAAGAGCUGGCAGCCUCCACGGGGCGCCAGUGGAUCAUGCUGGUCAUUGCAAUUCUGACCUCGGCCAUUGCUGCCACGCUGGUCACGCAUUUUAUCACUUGCAUUUGGUUUUGGAUCGGCUACACCAUUCAGCAGCAAGAGGAGGCUCUUCAGCAGGGGCGGGAGAGCUGGAUCUUGAAGGCAGGCGCAUGGGAUCAACCUGGGGGCACGCAGUACAUUCACUCCUUGCGCUACGUCAUGAACUCUCCAGCACCGCCGACGAUUGCUCCGGAGAGCUGGGAAGAACGCUUGGUGGAUAUCAUGAACAACCUGUUUGUUCUGGUGGUGAUCGGAAAUGUGAUCUCGAAAAUCUCGGGCACCAUGGCAGAGCUCCGGGCCAUGAACGAAGCCCGCUCGCGGCAACGCCGAGAGAUCCGCGUGUAUUUGAGCAACCAGGAUGCGUCCUUCGAGCUGGUGAGCCGCAUCAUGAAGUUUGUAGAGUACAAGCUGGAGAAGAUGACACCUGUGACCUUCGACAGCAGCUUGAUCUCGAAGACACUGCAGACCGAGCUCUACAUGAGUCAAAGGGGGGAGUUCUUGGAGGUUUUGCCCAUUUUCCAUCUCACGAAGGAGGUGUUUCCCGACAGCUUUGCCGCCAUUUGUGCUUGCCUGAAGAAGCACGUCUUUGAGAGCAAGGAGAGGGUGUUCAGCGCAGGUGCUGUCGCAACAUCACUCUUCAUCACGGUGGCCGGCAAGUUCGUUUAUAUGGAGGUGGAAGACGCAGGAAAAGAGCAACUGGUGCAAGGCGGGGAGUGGUUUGAAGAGCUCGCGCUGUACGCGGAGGGACUAGUACAUCACUCCACGCUGAGCUCAAAGGCCUUUUCGGAGGUGCUGUCCUUGCACAAUGAGGACUUUAUUGACAACUUGCAGAACUCCCCGGACUGCGCAUCCAUGUUCUGCGAGUAUGCCAAGGAGUUCAUCGACGGGAUGCGCAAGAAUGCCAUGGGUGGACACCAGCAUCAGCUCUACUUGUCACAGUACUGCUGCGGGAAGACGAAGAUUUACCAGGAGAUGUUUCCGGAUUCCAAGACCCGUUUGAUGAACAUCCGGCUUUUCCCCACUGAGCUGGAGGAGCUUCCUGACACAUUUGAGUUGGAGCCACUAGAUGUGGGAGAUGAGUCUGGAGCUUUGCCACGCAUGCCAGGAAGCGGAUUGCUCCACUACCUCCAAAGCUUAUCUGGUGAGAGCCUGGAACUGGACUUGCUCGAAACAGCUUUGUGGACUCAUUUGCCGGAACUCAACCGUCACUAUGGCGCCUAUAUCGUUUUUGACCAGGUGGCGGAGCGUGACCGGGCGGAUUCCGCCUGUCUCUCCUUGGUGGCUCUGGUUUGGAACCGCUACGACCUCUUCGUGAAGCCACAGGUCGAUGAGACGACUCGGCUGACCCCGGCGCAGUGGGAUCAACUGCAGGAUAUUCUUUCUUGGACCAAGCCAAGCCACGAACAGAUCCAUGCAGCUUUGGUACUGCUGGCCAUUCGAGGCUUGGGCAAGUCGGUGCACGUGCAGAGCCAGAGCGAGUGUGAGGGGCAUCCUGAACAAGCAGUGCGAUACCUCGUGGACAACGCCCGCAACGUGGUACCAUCCAUCAUACCUUUGAGUGACACUGCUUUGCACUGCUUGUGCUCAGUCCUCGAGAUACAUGAGAUUUUCAAUCUCGCGCAGAUGCUGCAGGGAGAGAAUGUUCCGGCAAGUGUUGCUCAAGUUCAAGAAAAGAUUGCAGAAUGUGGACCCGAAGUCUUCAAUUGCUACAUCCUCUUCCUUCUUGGCUUUAUGAGUGGUAUUGCCGGAGGUCGUGGCUCGAAGUUCCUCACUGCCAGGACAGCUCCCAGCUUCAUUGCCAGCCUCCAGGUCUUCAGUCAACUUACCAAAUUGACUCCACGGAGCGUCUACUGGGGCUACCUGCGUGCGCGGGCGGGCAGCUUCCAAUCAAGCUUCACCACAGCAGAGGACUUGGCUUUGGUGAGACUCGCGUGCCUGAGCCGCGUGCAGGGUGCGCAAAGCUUCCUUCACCUGCAAACUGCUUGGUCGGGCUUGAGCAACAAGCAGAGGGGUGCCUUGGUGAGUCAUCUUCUAGCUGAUGGCAUCACCCGACAGGCGAUGAUCUUCAUUUUCCUCCCAGAUUGCAUCCAGAAGUCCAUGGCAAAUCCCACCGUUGGCCUGACAGUCCUUUUGGAGGUACUAGUGGAUUUGCUGGCUCAUUUGCAGGUGAUCCUGAAAGAGGUGCCGAACAUGCAGAUUUGGAUUGAUCUCUCAGAUCUGGCGGAAUUUGCGGCUGCAGUGCAGAACAACUUCGUCUUCCAGACUUGCAUCAGUCGUUGCAAGGUGGACGUACCGCAACCGAUCGGAAAGAGGGCACAGAUCCAGCUUCAGAUGACCUCCGCCAAUUGGCUUCGCAUUCAAGAGGUUGAGACGGAUUUGAUGAGUGUGUCACAUCGAGUGUCGGAGCUACUGAAGAGGCAACAGUGGCUGGAAGCAUAUCUUACCAAUGCAGAAGCCUGGGGUGUCUAAAGAGAACCAGGCAAGACUGAUGAGAAGGGAUGCGAAACUUUUAACCAGCGCAAUGAGGUGAGACGGCGAGACCCGCCGUUGUUCGUUGAUCUCAGUGCGCAAUCGGCGUCACUGAGAUCCAUUUGGCACAAGACAUGGAGGUGAAGAAAAAGUGAGACAGCCCC
This is a messenger RNA of Durusdinium trenchii, 3749 nucleotides long. NCBI's taxonomy places the organism in Eukaryota, Dinophyceae, Suessiales, Symbiodiniaceae. The record is from the annotation of a GenBank genome assembly.